Balearica regulorum gibbericeps (East African grey crowned-crane) is the source of this 188-nucleotide messenger RNA. Lineage: Eukaryota; Metazoa; Chordata; Aves; Gruiformes; Gruidae. The record is from RefSeq and is a predicted model, not a curated record.
GAAAUGGCUACAUUGAAGGCAAAGAGCUGGAAAACUUCUUCCAGGAGCUGGAAAGCGCGAGGAAGGGGGCGGGUGUGGACUCCAAGAACGACAACUUGGGUGACAAGAUGAAGGAGUUCAUGCACAAGUAUGACAAAAACGCGGACGGCAAAAUCGAGAUGGCGGAGCUGGCCCAGAUCCUGCCCACG